GUGUCUCAAGGUUUGGCAGGGGGACGCCUGUGGUAGGCGCGCGGGGUAGAGAGGGGGGCCUCGGCGGGUUUGGGGCCAGGGAAGGGGCGUGGAGCGAAAGCCAGAGGUCAGGCGCCGGCGCCCAGCUCGUUUGAAGUCAUUGUUUGUUGCAGGGAGACUCGGUCACUUGGUGGGGACGCCGGAGGGUCCCGGAGUGGGGGUAAGCUCCUGAUCCUGAGCCCGAAGCCUCUUGCUGCGGCUACUAGGAGCGAGGGUGGAGGGUGGGCGCGGGGGGCGAGUUCUGCAGUCAUCCCUUCUGACCCCCUGGGUUCAUUGAGGGCUGGGCCUCGUGAGCAUUUGGCUCACCUCUGCCCUCUGGCCCUCGCGUUCCCCCGGGAUGCGGACUCCAGUCAGUAGGCGAAGCUUGAUCCUGGACUAGACUCUACGCUGCCCAACAGCUGCUGUUACCGCAUGGUGCCGCACAGUUCCAGGCUCUUGGUGUCCCGAACAAAGAUUUGGACGAGACAUACAGAGAUAGCAAAGCAGCAAGUUUAUUAAACACAGUAUUCCACUCUCGGAGUGGGGAGAGCGGACUGACCUCUGCGAGAUAAAAUCAGCACCUGCUUGGUAUAGUUUGGGUCUUUUUUUUUUUUUUUCCCGAGACGUAGUCUCGCUCUGUUGCCCAGGCUGUAGUGCAAUGGCGCGGUCCCGGCUCACCGCAACUUCCGCCUUCCGGGUUCAAGUGAUUAUCCUGCCUCAGCCUCCCGAGUAAGUAGCUGGGAUUACAGGCGCCCGCCACCACGCCCGGCUAAUUUUUGUACUUUUAGUAGAGAUGGGGUUUCACCAUGUUGGCCAGGCUUUUUUUCUAUUCCUAAGGCUGCCUAAUACCUAGCCAGUGUUUACCUUUUUGAAUGAUAGGUGUGUUCCUUACUUUGGCUCCUGUGUGCUUCAGGGCCGCCUCCAUUCCAUAAUUUUAAGUACAUGCAUGAUAUGCCGUCCAUACGCAUGAGCGCUAAUGAGCUGGUUAUCCUUAUCACGUUAAGGAUACUUUUUGUCUUUAAUGCGCGUGCUUAUGCCUAAAGAGCUGCUCCUUACUGGUUUGGUUCUGAUUUCCCCAGCCAUGGGAGUUUUACUCAGUUUUUUUUAUUUUAUUUUAUUUAUUUAUUUUUUAUGUUGAGACGGAGUCUCGCUCUGUCGCCCAGGCUGGAGUGCAGUGGCGCGAUCUCGGCUCACUGCAAGCUCUGCCUCCCAGGUUCACGCCAUUCUCCUGCCUCAGCUGCCUCCAGAGUAACAGGGACUACAGGCGCCCCCCACCACGCCCGGCUAAUUUUUUUGUAUUUUUAGUAGAGACGGGGUUUCAUCGUGUUAGCCAGGAUGGUCUCCAUCUCCUGACCUUGUGAUCCUCCCGCCUCAGCCUCCCCAAGUGUUGGGUGUGAGCCAACGCGCCCGGCCUUUACUGUUUUUAAUCUUCCUUUUGUUUUGUCUCCUCAGCUUCUGCCAUUUAUCUUGCUUCUUGCUGGGUGAGCAAGAAGGGGCGGGUGCCUCUUCACCUUGCUUUUGCUCUCUGCUUUUACGUAUUUUGCUCUUUAUCCAACUUUUAAUUCCCUUUGCUAUUCUUCUGCCUCAUUUUCCCUAUUCUUCUGUCUCACUGCCAGUCACCAACCUUAAAUGCCCGCGAGGUAACUGGAAACAUUGCACAACUGCACAAUCUCCUGCAUCUGUAUCUUUGGGGAGCACUUUGUACCAGAUUCCAGGUUUGUGAGGGCUGGUGGGACAAGGACCGUCCUUCCUCAAUUCAGUCAAACAAUUUGUAAACCAAAAAGUAUCUGAGACAGGUCUCAAUAAAUUGACAGGUUUAUGUAGACAAGGUUAAGGACAUGCCUGGGAAAAAAGAAACACAAAACCCCAGGAACAAUCUGUGAUCCGUGGUUUUUUCCAAAUAUAAUUUUAAGGGCUUCAGUAUUUAAAGGGGAAAAGUGGGCUGGAGGGGAAAGAGGGAGAGUAUGGUUACAUUAUUUAGUCUACAUGAAGAAUACUCCAUUAUGUAUUCAUUUGGUGCUCAGUAAAUUGGCACUUUCCAUAACAUAAAGUAAGCUACCUGUGGAGAUAUCUGGCCUUUAAAAAAAAUUUUUUUUGAGGCUAGGCACGGUGGCUCACGCCUGUAAUCCAAGUGCUUUGGGAGGCCGAGGUGGGCAGAUCACGAGGUCAGGAGUUCGAGACCAGCCUGGCCAACAUGGUGAAACCCAUCUCUAUUAAAAAUACAAAAAAAAAAAUUAGCCAGGUGUGGUGUCAGGCACCCGUAAUUCCAGCUACUCGGGAGGCUGAGGCAAGAGAAUCGCUUGAACACAGGAGGCGGAGGUUGUAGUAAGCUGAGAUCGUGCCACUGCACUCCAUCCUGGGCAACACAGAGUGAGGCUGUCUCAAUUUUUUUUUUUUUUUUUUUUUUGAGACAGAGUCUCGCUCUGUUGCCCAGGCUGGAGUGCAGUGGAACAAACUCAGCUCACCGCAACCUCCACCUCCUGUAUUCAAGCGAUUCUCCUGCCUCAGCCUCCUUAGUAGCUGGGAUUACAGGCACGCACCACCACGCCCAGCUAAUUUUUGUAUUUUUAGUAGAGACAGGAUUUCACCAUGUUGUCCAGGCUGGUCUCGAACUGCUGACCUGAAGUGAUCUCCUCACCUCGACCUCCCAAAGUGCUGGGAUUACAGGCGUGAGCCACUGCAACCGUCCUAUUUGCUUUUGAAUGGCAGGAUCCAGAGACUAAAACCACCUUUUAGUAUUGUUGAACUAUACUGCUACAGUGGUUUAAGAAUUCUCCAAGGCCAGGCACGGUGGCUCAAGCCUGUAAUCCCAGCACUUUGGGAGGCCAAGGUGGGCAGAUCACCUAAGGCUGGGAGUUCAAGACCUGCCUGACCAACAUGGAGAAACCCCAUCUCUUUAAUUUUGUAAAAAUACAAAAUUAGCCUGGCGUGAUGGCGCAUGCCUGUAAUCUCAGCUACUUGGGAGGCUGAGGCAGGAGAAUCGCAUGAACCAGGGAGGCGGAGGUUGCGGUGAGUCGAGUUGGUGCCAUUGCACUCCAGCCUGGGCAACAAGAGAGAAACUCCCGGUAUUACAGGCAUGCACCACCAUGCCUAGCUAAUUUUGUAUUUUUAGUAGAGAUGGGGUUUCUCCAUGUUGGUCAGGCUGGUCUCGAUCUCCCAACCUCAGGUGAUCCGCCUGCCUCGGCCUCCCAAAGUGCUAGGAUUACAGGUGUAAGCCACCGCGCCCAGCCUCUCUUCUGCUUUUCUAUGCUAAGGUCUCACAAUGUUUAACCCAUGUACUUUGCUUAAAAAUUCCAGAAACUGGCCUUGAAAAUCUAAAUAUAGGCCGAGUGUGGUGGCUCACACCUGUAAUCCUAGCACUUUGGGAGGCCAAGGCAGGCGGAUUGCAUGAGUUCAGGAGUUGGAGACCAGCCUGGGCAACAUAGUGAAACCCUGUCUCUACUAAAAUACAAAAAAAUUAGCCGGGCAUGGUGGCCUGCGCCUGUAGUCUCAGCUACUUGGGAGGCUGAGGCAGGAGAAUUCUUCUCUUGAACCCAGGGGGCAGAGGCUGCAGUGAGCCAAGGUCACGCCACUACACUCCAGCCUGGGAGACACAGUGAGACUCCAUCUCCAAAAGAAACCAAACAAAAAAAUCUAAAUAUAAAACCAAAGUUGUGGAACAUCCCAUCCCAGGGAAAGAAUCCACACUCCUGUUUUGGUCAAGCUGACACCCGCCAGACCAGCAGGUGGCCCAUUACUCAAAAUAGUAAUGGAAACCAGACAUGCUGACUUGUGCAUCUGAACUCCAUGUCCUGACCCUUAGCUGCAGCUGUACCUCGGUAGAACACUCCUUUUCUUUCCUGUCUUGAUGAUUGUUGGAGCACUCUGUAAUUUUCCCUAUUAAAUGCUUUGGACUGAUUGCUCUGGUAAUUGGUGUUUUCUUGAAAUCCCCACUGGUCCCAUCUUGGGAUGAUUUAGGGCAUUCCUUUAUGGGAAUUCCCCUGCCUCUGCUUUUGGGGAGACUCUAGCCGGGACAAAACAGAUUGGAAGGUCAAAAGUGAGCUGAGGAGGCUGAGGUGCCUGAGGAAGUUUAGAAGCAGCACAUCUUUGCAUUCUCUUAGAAAUCCUGGGUCACGGCCAGGCAUGGUGGCUCACACCUAUAAUCCCAACACUUUGGGAGGCCAAGGUAGGCGGAUCACUUGAGGUCAGGAGUUCGAGACCAGCCUGGCCAAUUGGCGAAACCCCAUCUCUACUAAAAAUACAAAAAUGUGGCAGGCGUCUGUAAUCCCAGCUACUUAGGAGGCUGAGGCAGGAGAAUCGCUUGAACCCAAGAGGCGGAGGUCGCAGUGAGCUGAGAUCAUGCCAUUGCACUCCAGCCUGGGCAACAGAAUGAAACUCCGUUUGAAAACAAAGAAAUGCUGGGUCACACAAGCAUUGACUGUAGUUACCACUUCAUGGUAGGAUUACUGAGAGUCUCAUUCUCCCUUCUUUUUUUUUUUUUUUUUUUUUUUUUUGAGGCAGUGUCUUGCUCUGUCACCCAGGCUGAAGUGCAGUGGCACAAUUCAAUUACAGCUCACUGCAGCUUCCAAUUCCUGGACUCAAGGGGACUCACCUCCUGGGACUUCAGGCAUGCACCACCACGCCUGGCUGAUUUUUUUACUUUUUGGAGAGACAGUCUCACUAUUUUGCCCUGGCUGGUUUCAAAACUCCUGGCCUCAAGUGAUCCUCCCAAAGUGCUGGAAUUACAGGCAUGAGCGACCACACCCGGCCUCAUUUUCCCUCUUCGUGGUGUUUUUCCAGAUUUCUGACACAGAACAUAUGUUACUUUUGUAAUCACCGUGGGUGGAAAAGGAAAUGUUUGCUUUUUCAAAAUGUGCUUGAUUCAAAGAUCUGCCAAGCACAGGGUCUUGGUGCUGAGCUGUGGGGCGAGGAGUUGGGAAAGGGAUGGGAAGUGCUGCUGAGAGAGGAGGAAAAUGGGGCCGGGUGCCAUUACAUCACACCUGUAAUUCCAACACUGGGAGACCAAGGUGGUAGAUCACCUGAAUUCAGCAGUUUGAGACCAGCCUGGGCAACAUGGCAAAACCCUGUCUCUACUAAAAAUACAAAAAUUAGCCAGGUGUGGUGGCACAUGCCUGUAGUUUCAGCUACCUGGGAGGCUGAGGCAUGAGAAUCACUUGAACUCAGGAGGCAGAGGUUGCAGUGAGCCGAGAUCACACCACUACACUACUCCAGCCUGGGGGACAGAGUGGGACUCUCCCCAAAAAAAAAGGCCGCUUCUCAGCCACUAUGUCUUCAAAUUCAUAAGCAUUGAACUUGGUGAAGCCCCACUUCUUUGAGAUGUGGAUCUUCUGGCGGCCAGGAAACUUGAACUUGGCCCUGCGCAGGGCCUCAAUCACAUGCCCCUUGUUCUGCAGCUUGGUGCGGAUGUACAUGAUUACUUGGCCAAUGUGAACCCUGGCCACAGUGCCCUGGGGCUUUCCGAAGGCAUCUCGCAUGCCUGUUUGGAGCCUACAUUGUGGUAGUGCAAGGUCAGAAACAUGAACAUUCAUCGGAAAGCCCUGUCUCCAAGGUCCCUUAGAGCAACCCAUACAACCAACAGGCUGCGUACACUACCAAGGAAGCUGCUGUGUGCAGCCAUUGGACACACACAUAUAGUUUCUUGGUGGACUUGUCAAUUCAGAAAAUAUCUGUAGUAUCAAUGAAAGUGAAAAAUUCAACAGGUCCUUUGGACACGAUAUUCCACUAAUACAAAUUUAUCCUCGUGCAUAGACAUCAAGAAGCAUUACUAAGUAAAAAAGUAGAGUUCUCUGAUUCUCUACCAAGUCAUUCGCUGGGGCCAGACCCACAGGCCUCGCCCUGCCUCAACCACGCCUUCAUGGCGUGGUCUUCUCCCUGUCUCCGUCCCCCAGCCCCCACCUUCCGAGCGUCUCCGUCGUUCCCCAGCCACGCCCUUGACGCCUGGUCCUGCUGCAGCCUCGUUUCCGUGCCGACCACGUCUUCUCGGCUAGUUCCUCGUCGUCAACCCCGCCCCAAGGUCUCUCCCCGCCCCAGACCCGCCUUCCAGAGGUUGUCCGGGCCUCUACCCGCCCCGCGAGCCUCGUCCCGCCCUAGCCACGCCUCCAAGGCGUGGUUCUCGUCUGCAGCCCCACCUAGGCCUCGCCCCGCUCCAGCCGCGCCUUCCGGGCUUGAUCCUCGCCUCACCCCAGCCACGCCUUCUGGACUUGGUCUUCGUCUCUAGCCCCGCCCCUGAUCCGCACCCCAGUCCCGCCUUCCAGACUUGGUUUCGGUCUCUGGCUCCGCUCCCUGAGCCUUGCCCAACUCCAGCCUCGCCUUCCCGGCUUGGUCCUCGCCUCUAGCCUGGUCCCCGGGUCUCGCCCCUCCCCAGCCACGCCUUCCGGACUUGGUCCUCGUCUCUAGUCCCGCCCUCGGGCGGUGCCCCGCUCCAGCCACGCCUUCCGGGCUCAGUUCUCGUCUCUAGCCCCGCCCCAGGGCCUCGCCACGCUCCAGCUUCGCCUUCUGGGCUAGGUCCUGGUCUCCAGCCCCGCCUCCGAUCCUCACCCCACCGCAGCCACGCCUUCCGGACUUGGUCCUUGUCUCUAGCUGCGCCCCUGAGCUUCGCCUCACUCCGGCCCCGCCUUCCGGACUUGGUCUUAGUUCCCAGUCGCGGCCAAAUCACGCCUCAGCCACGUCCCGCAAGCCUCUCACUGCCUCAACCACGCUUUCCAGGCUGGUUUCUGGUCCCCAUCCGCGGCUGGUCCGGCCCUGGGACCGAAUCACUUCCCAGCGAGAGGAAACUCAAAUUUCUCGACCCGCUACGGGAAGGUCGCGGCCGCCGCCCUGUCAGCCGCCUCGGCGCCCCCAGGAGGACCCCUCGGGUCUCUUUAACCGGAAGCGGAAGUGCGUGUCGGCGGGAUCAUGGCGACUUUGGUGGAACUGCCGGACUCGGUCCUGCUUGAGAUCUUCUCAUACCUCCCGGUACGGGACCGGAUCCGCAUCUCCAGGGUCUGUCACCGCUGGAAGAGGUUGGUGGACGACCGGUGGCUGUGGCGACAUGUCGACCUGACGCUCUACACGAUGCGACCUAAAGUCAUGUGGCACCUCCUUCGAAGGUACAUGGCAUCCCGGCUCCAUUCCCUGCGGAUGGGUGGCUACCUGUUCUCUGGCUCCCAGGCCCCCCAGUUGUCCCCUGCUCUGUUGAGAGCCCUGGGCCAGAAGUGCCCCAACCUGAAGCGCCUCUGCCUGCAUGUGGCUGACCUGAGCAUGGUGCCCAUCACCAGCCUGCCCAGCACCCUGAGGACCCUGGAGCUACACAGCUGCGAGAUCUCCAUGGCCUGGCUCCACAAGCAGCAGGACCCCACCGUGCUGCCCCUGCUCGAAUGCAUCGUGCUGGACCGCGUCCCUGCCUUCCGUGACGAGCACCUGCAGGGCCUGACGCGCUUCCGGGCCUUGCGCUCGCUGGUGCUGGGUGGCACCUACCGUGUGACCGAGACAGGGCUGGAUGCUGGCCUGCAGGAGCUCAGCUAUCUGCAGAGGCUCGAGGUGCUGGGCUGCACCCUGUCUGCCGACAGCACCCUGCUGGCCAUCAGCCGCCACCUCCGAGAUGUGCGCAAGAUCCGGCUGACCGUGAGGGGUCUCUCUGCCCCUGGCCUGGCUGUCCUGGAGGGAAUGCCGGCCCUGGAGAGUCUGUGCCUGCAGGGUCCCCUCGUCACCCCAGAAAUGCCCUCCCCCACUGAAAUCCUCUCCUCCUGCCUCACUAUGCCCAAGCUCAGAGUCCUUGAGCUGCAGGGGCUGGGGUGGGAGGGUCAGGAGGCGGAGAAGAUCCUGUGUAAGGGGCUGCCCCACUGUAUGGUCAUCGUGAGGGCUUGCCCCAAGGAGUCUAUGGACUGGUGGAUGUAACUACUCCACCUGCCCCUGGGACCCAUCCCAGUUUUCAUUGUUGAGCCCCAGAUCCUCUGAGCAGCACCUUGAAGAGGGCAGAUAAUCAGACUUGAGGAAACUGAAAGCCCCAGGUUGCGAGAACAGAGGCCUAGGGACCUCCAGACCUUUGGAAUCACUGUUUGCCAGCUAUGUGGCCUUGGUCAUAUCAUCAGCCUCUGGGAAGUCUAGUUCCCACAUCUGGAAAUAAGGAUGAUCAUAGCUACCUCAUGGUUACAUUGCAAAGCCUUACUCUAAAAGCUCCCAGCCUCCAGAGGCUCUCAAUGAAGAGUCACCUUCAUGGUCGUCCUCAGGAACCGGACGGAUGAAGAAGGGGUGGGGUUAAGACUUAGGGGCACCCGAGGGUCUGAGCCCCCUUAUGAGUACCCAAGAAGGACUGUCUAUGCAUGCACACCCACAAGCCUAUACACCAUUUAUAUACCUACACACACGCAAGAGACGCGGAGAGAUAGGCAAUGCAGACUCGCGAUUCAAUGAUCGAUAUGCUCAUAAAAGUUCUCAAUUAUAUUUUCUGUAUUUUGUAUGCUGUAUUUUCCAAGACGUAUAUUAUUUUGCUAUUAAAGAAAAAAAUCAUUUUUUUUUCCCGAGAA
Symphalangus syndactylus (siamang) is the source of this 8522-nucleotide messenger RNA. It is a transcript of the gene FBXL12, whose product is annotated as F-box and leucine rich repeat protein 12. Lineage: Eukaryota; Metazoa; Chordata; Mammalia; Primates; Hylobatidae. Gene Ontology annotation, molecular function: protein binding. The record is from RefSeq and is a predicted model, not a curated record.